AAACUGAUUGGUCUACUUAGCACAACGAGAGACCAAUCAGGACGCUCUCUCUCUCUCACUCUAGCUACUUCGGUCAUCCCCUCCCCCUCCCCCAAAAAAAUCCAUUUCCGGGAUAUUGUGUAUAAUUUGCGGGCAUCAGGGAGACGCUAUUAAUAUGCGGGAGACUCCCGGAACUUCCGGGAGAGGUGGGAUGUCUGUGUACUCAUCCUGGUGAAGGUGUUCCCGGUGUUGAAGGGUAGGGUGUCUGGAACGUGCUGCCCAGGGUGGUGGCAGAGGUUGAUAAAUGAGGUCUUGAAGGGACCCUUAGAUGGUAGAAAAAAUGGAGGGCGAUGGAGGAGGGAAGGGCUAGGUUGAUCUUGGAGCAGGUUGGUGGGCUGAAUGGCCUGCACUGAUUCAGAUCCGUGUGUUUAUCACCUCUACACGUGAAAUGCGUCGUUUGAGGUGACAGCCAACGCCCGCAAGCGUUGCCAGAAUAACGCGGAACACAGCAACCACAAAAUCACAACAGCAAGGCAAGUCCCUCUCCGCCCUCCCACACUACGGAUAGUUCUCCAUCCACAGGAGAGGCCUCCGGGCUUUCAGCCAUCGAGCUUUAAUGUUCAGACUUCUGAUCAACCUUCAGGCUUUGAUCUUUGGUAUUGACCCCUGGACCAUCGGAUGGUGGAUCCUGGAGACUCCAAACUCGCCAGUUCUCCUGCUGUGGUCUGUAUAGGGAUCCCGGGACGACGAGCGGAGGCCAGGCCGUUUCUGAAACCAUCGGCAGACUGAAGAGUGAUGUCAUCGCACGAUCCCCAGGCUGCUCCGGUGCGAAUCGCUUGGCGAGACCUGCCCUCGGGCGGUGGGAGAGGCUCUUAAGGCAAGAUGGCGUCCGCGCUGAGGAGCGCGUGCUCCCGGCGCACCUUGCAGAGAUGCUUCCCGAUCCUGGCGUGGCUGCCCCGCUACUCGGCUGGGUGGCUGCGGAUGGACGUCCUGGCCGGAGUGACCGUGGGGCUGACCGUGGUCCCUCAGGCCCUGGCCUACGCCGAGAUCGCUGGUCUUCCUGUUCAGUACGGUCUCUAUUCCUCCUUUAUGGGCUGCUUUGUUUACUGUCUGCUUGGCACCUCGAAGGACAUCACCCUGGGCCCGACGGCGAUCAUGUCUCUCCUCGUCUCCACGUACGCUCGCCAUGACCCGGUGUAUGCUGUGCUGCUGGCUUUCCUCUGCGGCUGCAUUCAGCUAGUGAUGGGAGUCCUGCGCCUCGGCUUCCUCGUUGACUUCAUCUCUCUCCCGGUGAUAAAGGGCUUCACCAGCUCUGCUGCCCUGACCAUCAGCUUUGGCCAGGUGAAGAACAUCCUCGGACUGCGUGACAUUCCCCGCCAAUUCUUCCGGGAGGUCUACUAUACCUUCUCUAAUAUCCCGCACACCAGGGUGGGAGACCUCGCGCUGGGCGUUGUCUGCAUUCUGCUGCUCGUCCUGUUGAAGCUGAUGAAGGGGAGCCUACCGGCGAAGCCGAGGGACCGGCCGCUGAACCGCGUGUGCCACGCCAUCGUCAGCUUCACCGCCACCGCCCGGAAUGCCGUGGUGGUGGUGGUCGCCAGCCUGGUUGCUUUCUGCUUCGAGAGUCAGUAUUGGCACGCAUUCACCCUGACGGGAGCAAUGGCUCAGGGUCUCCCGAGCUUCCGGGUUCCGCCCUUUUCCCAGCCGGAGACCAACGGCACGGAAUGCUUCGCUGAGAUUGUUCGGAACUUCGGAUCGGGAUUGGCUGUGGUCCCUCUGGUGGGAUUUCUGGAGAGCAUAGCAAUUGCCAAAGCUUUCGCCGCUCAGAAUGGAUACAGGGUCGACCCAAACCAAGAGCUGAUUGCCAUAGGCAGUACAAACAUCCUGGGCUCCUUUGUCUCGUCCUUCCCCGUGACUGGCAGCUUUGGCAGGACUGCAGUGAACUCUCAGACUGGUGUGUGCACCCCCGCUGGCGGAAUAGUGACUGGAAUCAUCGUGCUGCUCUCCCUGGCCUUCCUCACUCCGCUCUUCUUCUACGUCCCAAAGGCAGCCCUGGCGGCCGUCAUCAUCUGUGCGGUCUCCAGCGUCUUCGACCUGGGCAUUCUCGUCACGCUUUGGAGAGUGAACAAGCUGGAUCUGCUGCCAUUCCUAGCGUCAUUCCUGGGCUGUUUCUGGGAAAUCCAGUAUGGAAUUCUGGCUGGAAUUGCACUGUCUGGGAUUAUUCUACUUUACAACGUUGCCAGACCAGAGACCAAGGUGGCUGACUAUGGUCCGGUGGUGGUGCAGUUACAGAGUGGUUUCAACUUCCCUGCUGCUGAAUAUGUCCGUGACCUGCUGUGUCGAAGGGCGCUGGAAGCCUCUCCUCCCCGCUCAGCCGUCCUGGACUGCGUCCACAUCAGCAGUAUUGACUACACGACUGUCAACAGCCUGCGAGAGCUAAUUCUGACGUUCCAGCAGCAGCAGUUAUCCCUGCUGCUCGCUAAUCUGCGGCCCAAGACCUUGUUGAUUCUGGCAUCAGCAGAGAUUGAAGGACUGAGAUACUUCGACAGCACCGAGGCAGCGAUGCACCACCUACAGGCCACAAGGAGUGACCGACAGCAAGACCUGGAUGGGCGAGAGAUCUCCGGUUGGUAGCCCCGAUCCGCAGUGAAGUGAUCUGCAGAAGGCAAAGGCUCCUACGUGAGGCUGGUCGGUUGUAGCAGUGUUGAAGUGUCACCAGGUUCUGGCCAGAGACCUGAACCUUCCCUGAGGCAGGCACCUCCAUUGGGGUGGGGACAAGGCAGCCACUUCAUUGCACGUCCAGCAAUGAUGUCACUCAUCCAUAAACGUCUCCAAUUGCUAUAACAGAGACCAGAUACAAAUCCCAGUCCAAUCAGCUUCCUCAUCGUAGUGUAUCCUUGGGGCAGCAUAGCAGCAAAGCAUUUCUAUAAUAGAAACAUAGAAACAUAGAAAAUAGGUGCAGGAGUAGGCCAUUCGGCCCUUCGAGCCUGCACCGCCAUUUAUUAUGAUCAUGGCUGAUCAUCCAACUCAGAACCCAGCCUUCCCUCCAUACCCCCUGACCCCUGUAGCCACAAGGGCCAUAUCUAACUUCCUUUUAAACAUAGCUAAUGAACUGGCCUCAACAGUUUGCUGUGGCAGAGAAUUCCACAGAUUCACCACUCUCUGUGUGAAGAAGUUUUUCCUAAUCUCGGUCCUAAAAGGCUUCCCCUCUAUCCUCAAACAGUGACCCCUCGUUCUGGACCUCCCCAACAUCGGGAACAAUCUUCCCGCAUCUAGCCUGUCCAAUCCCUUUAGGAUCUUAUACGUUUCAAUCAGAUCCCCCCUCAAUCUUCUAAAUUCCAACGAGUACAAGCCCAGUUCAUCCAGUCUUUCUUCAUAUGAAAGACCUGCCAUCCCAGGAAUCAAUCUGGUGAACCUUCUUUGUACUCCCUCUAUGGCAAAGAUGUCUUUCCUCAGAUUAGGGGACCAAAACUGCACACAAUACUCCAGGUGUGGUCUCACCAAGGCCUUGUACAACUGCAGUAGUACCUCCCUGCUCCUGUACUCGAAUCUUCUCGCUAUAAAUGCCAGCAUACCGUUCGCCUUUUUCACCGCCUGCUGUACCUGCAUGCCCACUUUCAAUGACUGGUGUAUAAUGACACCCAGGUCUCGUUGCACCUCCCCUUUUCCUAAUCGGCCACCAUUCAGAUAAUAAUCUGUUUUCCUAUUUUUACCACCAAAGUGGAUAACUUCACAUUUAUCCAUAUUAAAUUGCAUCUGCCAUGAGUUUGCCCACUCACCCAACCUAUCCAAGUCACCCUGCAUCCUCUUAGCAUCCUCCUCACUGCUAACACUGCCACCCAGCUUCGUAUCAUCCGCAAACUUGGAGAUGCUGCAUUUAAUUCCCUCAUCCAAGUCAUUAAUAUAUAUUGUAAACAACUGGGGUCCCAGCACUGAGCCUUGCGGUACCCCACUAGUCACCGCCUGCCAUUCUGAAAAGGUCCCGUUUAUUCCCACUCUUUGCUUCCUGUCUGCUAACCAAUUCUCCACCCACACCAAUACCUUACCCCCAAUACCGUGUGCUUUAAGUUUGCACACUAAUCUCCUGUGUGGGACCUUGUCAAAAGCCUUUUGAAAAUCCAAAUAUACCACAUCCACUGGUUCUCCCCUAUCCACUCUACUAGUUACAUCCUCAAAAAAAUUCUAUGAGAUUCGUCAGACAUGAUUUUCCUUUCACAAAUCCAUGCUGACUUUGUCCAAUCAUUUCACCGCUUUCCAAAUGUGCUGUUAUCACAUCUUUGAUAACCGACUCCAGCAGUUUCCCCACCACCGACGUUAGGCUAACCGGUCUAUAAUUCCCCGGUUUCUCUCUCCCUCCUUUUUUAAAAAGUGGGGUUACAUUAGCCACCCUGCAAUCCUCAGGAACUAGUCCAGAAUCUAACGAGUCUUGAAAAAUUAUCACUAAUGCAUCCACUAUUUCUUGGGCUACUUCCUUAAGCACUCUGGGAUGCAGACCAUCUGGCCCUGGGGAUUUAUCUGCCUUCAAUCCCUUCAAUUUAUCUAACACCACUUCCCUACUAACAUGUAUUUCGCUCAGUUCCUCCAUCUCACUGGACCCUCUGUCCCUUACUAUUUCUGGAAGAUUAUUUAUGUCCUUAGUGAAGACAGAACCAAAGUAAUUAUUCAAUUGGUCUGCCAUGUCCUUGCUCCCCAUAAUCAAUUCACCUGUUUCUGUUUGCAGGGGACCUACAUUUGUCUUUAUCAGUCUUUUCCUUUUUACAUAUCUAUAAAAGCUUUUACAGUCCGUUUUUAUGUUCUCUGCCAGUUUUCUCUCAUAAUCUUUUUUCCCCUUCCUAAUUAAGCCCUUUGUCCUCCUUUGCUGAACUCUGAAUUUCUCCCAGUCCUCAGGUGAGCCACUUUCUCUGGCUAAUUUGUAUGCUACUUCUUUGGAAUUGAUACUAUCCCUAAUUUCUCUUGUCAGCCACUGGUGCACUACCUUCCUUGAUUUAUUCUUUUGCCAAACUGGGAUGAACAAUUGUUGUAGUUCAUCCAUGCAACCUUUAAAUGCCUGCCAUUGCAUAU
Messenger RNA from Mobula hypostoma (lesser devil ray), 5037 nucleotides. RefSeq names its product solute carrier family 26 member 11 (gene slc26a11). NCBI's taxonomy places the organism in Eukaryota, Metazoa, Chordata, Chondrichthyes, Myliobatiformes, Myliobatidae. The record is from RefSeq and is a predicted model, not a curated record. Gene Ontology annotation, molecular function: secondary active sulfate transmembrane transporter activity. Gene Ontology annotation, cellular component: plasma membrane. The coding region runs from base 862 to 2610 and encodes 582 amino acids. The transcript is spliced from 17 exons. Gene Ontology annotation, biological process: transmembrane transport.